Molecule: messenger RNA, 3217 nt
Organism: Aplysia californica (California sea hare)
Lineage: Eukaryota; Metazoa; Mollusca; Gastropoda; Aplysiida; Aplysiidae
Product: ankyrin-2
Exons: 8
Coding region: 130-810 (226 amino acids)
Molecular function (GO): protein binding
Source: RefSeq, a predicted model, not a curated record
CUAUUAAUUUGGUAAUUUCAUAUGAAUAUAGUCAGUGUUAUCAUUCAGAUUUUUUCGCAGAAAAACAGAAAUGAUUUUCAAGGGAGCUCACUCCAGCCAUAGUUUUGCAGUGGCAACAGAAGCGUCAAAAUGGCGGAUGACGACAAAGUACUUCAGGAUCUUCAAACCUAUUUGUCUCAAGCCAAAGGAAGAAAUGCACACGUAUCCACUUUAGCCCGCCAAGGAAAUGAUAAACUUGUUCAAGAUUUUCUUACGGAUGAUAUAAAAGUUCAAAGCACUGGUCCAUUUGCUAAAAAGACACAGUUGUAUGUUGCUUCCUUCUGGGGCAUCAAGGACAGUGUCAACCAGCUUCUUGAGGCAGGAACAAAUCCCAAUUUACAGAAUGAGGAAACACUGUGGACACCUUUACAUGCAGCAGCAUUUCAAGAACAUGGCCCAGUGGUUAUGUCCUUGCUUGAAUAUGGUGCUCAACCUGAGCUGCCUGAUGCAUACCACAGGACCCCAGCUGAUUUUGCUUCAGCUUCAGACAAGAUCUGGCCAUUCUUUGCUGCAUUAGAUGUGCCGAGAACCUCAAGAGGUGAACUGGUGGAGAAAGGAAUUCUGAGACCAGGUUCUGGACUGCGACAGCAGAGAGAAUUAGGACAUGGUAUUAACAUGGCGGAGUACAAACCAGCAGCUAGACAUGGCGGUGAUGAGGGAAACAGUUACCUGGCAGCCAUGUCUGGGGACGUUCUUGCUGAUGAGACAGAGCCCCAGCUACGAGUCAACGGCAUGAAUAGUUCCCAGCCGCAGUAUUCUAUCUGGAAAUAAAGCAGGACGCACUGAUACCAACAGCUUGUUGAUAUGAUAGUUGAUUUACAGCCUUGAAACCGUCCUUGACAGCUGAUAUUUAAUGACUUAUAGUCAUUAGUGAACCAUGGCAGAAAUUUGUGGUGGUGAAUAAUGUGACGGUUUGACAAAAUUCUUCCUUUAAAAUUUUAUUGUUAUGUGUUUUCUGAGAAAUAAGAAUGAUAUGUUUUCUCAGAAAUAAGAAUAAUUCAAGAUCACAUAACUGACAGUCGGAAUGAAUGUUUAAAUGAUAAGAAGUUUAUUUGAGCAAGUAUUUCUGACAUGAUGUACUAAACACUGUGAUUAUGGGAGUCUUUCAUAAUUUGAAGGCAUUUCUUUAAGGAGGAUUUGUGAAGAGUCGAAUUUCUGCUUAACAUUGUUGGAUUGAUAACAACGACAAAACUGCUAAUGCAAACUUGCAAAGCACUGCCUUUUCUGUUUUAGGCUGUCUUUCUUGAAAUCAGUAUUAAAGCAGUUUUGCAUUAAUAGGUACUGCAUAGUGAAUGGAAUUUUUGCUAGUGAAAGAUGCAUGGUUUGAAAAGUUGUGGUAUGAAAACGUAUAUUUUUGGAGCGUUCUCGGCAAUCCGUUGUAAACUUGUUCACAUUGCUUUUUAUGUAAAAAGUUUUACUUCAUUUGAUCCAGUAUUGUUGAUAUUUUUAGAAAUAAUGAUGUAAUCUUGAAGUUACUAAUAAUGUGGGUCUGGACCGGAAAGCUUACAGCAGAUAAUGAUAUAAUUUUCCCUGUUUCCAUUUUGAUUUUAAAGCGUUUCUCUUUCUACCUUAAGGACAUGAACGCAGGCAUUAGUGUGUGCCAACCUUACUUUUUUGCACUCUCAGUAUGAAAAUCUAACAGUGGACCCAAAUGGGCCAUAGUGUAUGGGUCUUGUAGUUUCAGAAAAUCAAGGAUCAAAAGGUUAAAGAUAAAACAAUUAUCUUGAAACCCUACUUCAGAGUAUUACUUUUUGGAGGCUUGAAUAAGAAUAUUGUUAUCUUGCCGCUGGUUUAAAGUGAUUGUCUUGUUGUAUAGGCAACUAUGAAAUAAUAGGUCCUACUUCAUUAGGCCAUCUGAUUUUUUUGGGUCUUUUUAUAGAGUUGGUUGUCGUUAACCACUUUUGAGGUUGUUCAUAUUUUUAAUCAAAAUUUAUAAUAGCAUCUAAAUCAGACAAUUUAGGAUGAUUUUACAGUUCUUUGCUAGUGAGAAACUUUUCUUUUCAAACAUUUGCAUGCCUAUAUGGUCACUCUAGUCUUCUUCUGUGUGCUAUCAGUUGAUUCUUUUGCUUGCCCAAUGUUGUUGUGAUUUUGAAUUCACUGUUUAAAUGUUGUAUAGUCACAUCAUUUGGCACAAGACAUUUAUUUAUUGUUUCAUUUUUGUCCAGUAUUUUUGAAAUGUCAAAAAAAAAGUAUUUGACUUUAUAAACACGGAACAACACUCACGGGGUUAGUCUGGAAAUCCCCGCAAACAUGGAAGUACACUGUCAGCGUUCAUCAGUAUUUCUCGUAUUUUCCAUUAUCUCUGCCAAACCUUUUACUGAACUAAAAUAAGUCAUUCAUUCAUGAUUCCUAUAUUUUCAGUGUCUGCAUGCAAUAAACAUUGAUUUCAUGUAUGACUUGAAUAUAUUCCUAUACAUCCAGGGUGGUUUACAUACGCUGUAGUAAUGACAAGUAAAAAUUUCUCCCCAAAAAUGUCUUGUAUUAAAUUGAGAACUCAGAGAAAUGGUCAUUUCACUCAGCUCAGAUGAAGCAUCUACAGUUGAAGGAAAAGGAUACCAAUUCAAUUAAACAUUCAUGUUCAUAUUAUGGCAGUAAAAUACAUGGUUUUUUUUCAAUUGAAUAAAGAGUUAAACAUUUUUAUCUUUGAAACAAGACUUGCCAGUCUCUUUAUAAAAUGGACUCAUUUUGCUUCUAUUGAAAGAAAUCCCAUUAGCAUGCCUUUAUCUACCUCCUUUGGACCUGGGUGUACAUCUGUGUAAGGGCUGCCUAUAUGUAUGUCAAACACAGAAAAAUAUGAUUGGCUUCAAAUAAAAGGAACUCAAGCCGUGGGAUCCUGUAGGAUCAGGCAUCCAGGGAUCUAAGAAUUAAUAUAUUUCUUUGUUCUUGUGAUUUUGAAACAACAUCAACAAUGAAUACUCAUUACAGUAUUGGAAUAAAAGUGAAAAGCAAUAUGUGUAAUACUCUUUAGGUGACUGGGCAUUGGUAUAAUUGUAAAUAUGUGUACUUCAGUCCGGUGCUGUACUUACAAUCUUUAAUUGAUUGUCCCUAUCUUCUUGGCAUGGACAUUGUCUAAAAUGUUUUGUAAAAUCUCUUCUUUCACUAUGUGGUAAAUCUUACAUUUUUGGUAUCAAUUAAUUGAUAUUUUUGUUGUAGUGAAAACUUAAAAGUGAGAUAUCAA